Molecule: messenger RNA, 540 nt
Organism: Brienomyrus brachyistius
Lineage: Eukaryota; Metazoa; Chordata; Actinopteri; Osteoglossiformes; Mormyridae
Product: intersectin-1-like
Exons: 3
Source: RefSeq, a predicted model, not a curated record
AUGGCCCUCCUUGCAGUUUCGUUCGAGGACAAGCUAAAGGAGAACUUCCAGCGGGGAAACGCUGAGCUGGAGAGGCGGCGGCAGGUCUUACAGGAGCAGGAGCGGCGCGAGCAAGAGAGGCGGGCCCAGAAGGCCCGGGAGGAGCAGGAGCGGCGUGAGCAGGAGGCGCGGGAGCAGGAGAGGAGGCGGCAACAGGAGCAGGAGCGGCGGCUGGAGAGGCAACGCGAGCUGGAAUGGCAGAAGGAGGAAGAGCGCUUAAAGGAGCUGGAACGCAAGGAGGCUGCUAAGCAGGAGCUGGAGCGUCAGAGGAAGAUGGAGUGGGAGCGGAGGAGGCGACAGGAGCUGCUGAAUCAGAGGAACCAAGAACAAGAGGACAUCAUCAAGCUUAAGGCCAAGAAGAGGAGCUUGGAGCUGGAGCUGGAGAGGGGCGUGACUGAGAAGGACAUCGUCUGUCGGAAACUCAAGGAGCAGCUGGAUGUGCUGGAGAAGGAUACCGUGGCAAAACUGUCGGAGAUGGACCAGUACAACGUGGACAUCAAG